AUGUCGAAUCAUGAGCAGGAUAAAGCCAACUUGAAAGAUUGCUUACUGAAAGCGCAUCAAUUAGUGGGAGAGAAGGUUGAAAUUAAAGAAGAAGGUUCCAUUGAGGAAACACUUGUACAGCGUCUUGAAAAACUCGAAAUCAAAUUGGAUGACAAAGAGCCUCGGAAAGCAUUUGUGGAUGAGUGCUUGAGAGUGCUGUUGGAGAUACAAACUGCUUUAUUGACUGUUUGUGCAUCUGGAGUGGAUGAAAGCGAUAAAGACUAUUUGGGUGUGCGAGAUUUCAGACUGAUACAUACGCUGCUUCAAGUCGUCAUAUCUUGGGGUUUCUAUCCUUGCUUCUUGCCUGGCGUAGGUGUGCCGUUGUCAAAGAGAGUGAAAUCUGGCUACACAAAUCAUGAGCUACUGUCAAAAGACGAGAAAGACCAACAGGAUCAGCCACACACUGUAUCCACAGAAACAAUAUACUCGCUGCUCCAUUUAGUGACACCGUUGGUCGAUGUCAUUGCCAACAGCGAGAAAGUGCCAAGCAGUAAAAGUUACACCACCGUCGCCUCCAUUCUCAUGUCUCGCCAUUUACCAGACUUAUACGCAGCAUUGUUGGAGUUGGCCUAUGCACCUGCCUCAGCAUUCCAGCAACGAGCAGCCUCGAACGACCCAUCCGCCUCGCAAACAUCCAGUUUACCAAUGACGCCGGGAAACAUGAUACCGCAAAUAAAGAAGCAAGUUGGUUUGAAAAGAGAGGAGAGAGACAAAUGUGCCCGCAUGUUCAUGUGGCUGUUUGAUCGUUCUGAUCUACCUAGAGCAAUGGAAUCGCUCAUGGCAUUGCUGGGCAACUCUCCUCUUCAUCCUGUUCCCAAUUGGCUACGAACAAUAUGUGGUCGCUUUCUGUCUCGCAUCUUGUUGAAGCCGAAUGGCGUAGCCAUUAUACUAGAAUUCACCAUUGGCCAUGUAGAUCAAUUACAAUUGGCCCAAUUAGAAAGCAUUGCAAAGCUGAUAUUAUCAGUUCCACAGCAAAUGACAUCGAUUGAAAGCUACUAUGCGAUCAUUACACCGCAAUUACUGGAGUUGCUCAAAAAAGAACCAUUGACAUCGCCCACAUGCCAAGCAGUGACAUUUAUUAUUGGGCGCAUCAUAGGAAAACAUGCAGAUCUCGCCAAGAUUUACAUUGUGGACAAGAUUGUAGGCCCAUUGCUCUCUGCAUGGAAUACAACAGACUAUGCUACAGUGGAUACUAAUACCAACAUGGAUCGGGUAUCCUUGUCAGAAGAUGCAUUAAGACUGCUACUACAUACACUUCAUCGUGUCAUGAUUGGAGGAGAACCAUCACCAGAUGUCAUUCAAACAUUCCUGUCAUCAUCCAUUGCGCCACUAUACCAUCUAUAUGAGUUUUCAGUGCAGUCCAAAUCAGGGUUACGGGAGACAGUACUUGACUUGCUGUCUACUUACUUUCGAAUCACCACGACAUCGGAUGCCAUCCGUGAACUGAAGCGCAUCCUGUUGGACAAGAUUGAUUUAAGUGGCGCUCGUGUGGCAUAUUUCGCCCCAGGACCUACAGGUGGCGUUGUACUGCGACUAAGAAGUUCGCCUAAAUUGCUUGCUGGUAAUGAAUUGCCCAUUCAUGCAGGCAUUUUGGUCGAAUUCCUCCAAAUGAGCGAUAAUGCUGAUUUGUGUGGUGAUUUCUUUGUGUUCUUGCUGAACGAGUAUUCGUCGCUGCAAGCAAGAAAACAGGACCCCAAAGUUAUUUUAUUAACGCUCCAUCUUAUUAUGGGAAUGUUGGAUACUUUGGGUCCCACUAUCCUGGGUAAGCCAACACAAAUUAUCUCAUUUGCAAACAAUAUCGUACAAGAUCAUGUGGAGAGACUAUUCAAAAAGAACAAACAAGAGAAACCAACAUCUUCCAGCGUGGAUUUCGCAAACAUUGUCAGCCAGCAAGAUUUAGAGGAUAUUGAGGACGCUGCUCAUGAUGAGCAGUUUUCUGUGGAGGACGACUUUGAAUCACUGGUAUUAGCCAUUAAUCUGAUACGUGCUGUUUUGCAUGAAAACGACGAACUAAGCGAUCAAGCUAUUCAACUUUUAAAAGCGUCUGUGGAUCCGUUGAAACAGCUGGAAAAAUAUCCAUUUGAGCUUGUGCAGGAAUCUGUCAAUGAAGUAUUAUUAGCAAUUACAUCAUAUCUGUCUGCACAAAAAAUGUCUGGUAUGAAACAAGCAUCGGGUACAUCAUUAGAAGCAAGCAAGGAAAAGUAUAGAGAAGCCAUGAAAUCGCUGCAGGACGAUCUGCUACCAAUCCGUGCGCACGGCAUGGGUAUGUUGAAGGGAAUGGCCCUGGCAAGAGACCCUUUGGUUUCCUCUGGAGAGGGUCUUGAUCAGCUGUUGGAUAUUUUUGUUCGGCUGGUGCAGGAUGAAGACAGUUAUAUCUACUUGAAUGCAGUCAAGGGUUUAUCAGCCAUGACAGACGCUUAUGGAAAUCAAAUUAUCAAGAAAUUGGGAGACAUUUACAGCGAUGAUAAGCAGAAACUAGACAACAGACUUCGCAUUGGAGAAGCAUUAUUGCAAACCAUUCAACGAUGUGGUGAUGCCUUGGGAAAAUAUGUCAACACGUUGGUGAGACCUCUUGAAACGGUAUUGGCAAGAAGAAACGAAGAUAGCAAUCUUCGCGUAUCAACCUUAUCCCUAUUGAGUAUGGCAUGCCAAACAUGUCCUGUAGCUCUCUCAUCACGAAUGAGUGAAUUAAUAGACUGGGUGCUAAACAUUCUGGAGAUUGAAAAGACACCAGAAGUGAGACGAGCUGCCACUGUUUUAAUUUUAUCUCUAUUUAGAGGUUUAGCAUCUCAAACAUUAUAUGAAUAUCCUGCAGAGAGCCUUAGACGGACAUACCGCACACUGAGAUAUAUUGAGGAAACGGAUCCUGAUGACCUGACACGGUACCAAGCAAGAGUAGCUCUGAGUGAUUUAGAUGCCAUUAUGCGAAAUGAAAUAUUCAAAAACCAGCAACACUCUGUCAAUUUCAAAUAA
This is a messenger RNA of Mucor velutinosus, 3012 nucleotides long. RefSeq lists its product as uncharacterized. Gene Ontology annotation, biological process: protein secretion. NCBI's taxonomy places the organism in Eukaryota, Fungi, Mucoromycota, Mucoromycetes, Mucorales, Mucoraceae. The record is from RefSeq and is a predicted model, not a curated record. The transcript is spliced from 9 exons. The coding region runs from base 1 to 3012 and encodes 1003 amino acids.